UAACGAAAAAAAAUUCAAAUUGGAUACAUCACCACCAAUGAAACAUCAUCAAAAUAAUAAAUAGUAAUAAUAAUAGUGGACCGAGCUCAUUUAAAAAAGUGAGAACAGAAAUAAAAGUCUGGAACACAAUGAUUGAUUAAUCACUUAUAAUCCUAAUCACUUUCUUUCUUUCUUUUUACUCGUCUUUUAGCUCAAAAGAAGCGAAGAUUUCAAGGCAGAGAGAGAGAGAGAGAUCCAUGGAAGGUCUUCAAAGAUCAACCAUCUCCUUCCGCCGUCAGGGAUCUUCCGGCAUAGUCUGGGACGACCGUGUCAUCGCCGAGCUUAACAAACAGGCCAACGAGCAGAAAGAAGAAAGUCAACGCGACGAACAGCCUAAGCCGAUGUCUGAAACCUCAGAGCAACCGAAACCGAUCGCCGGCGACGAGAAAGACAAGCUCAGGCCGAUCAAAACCGGUGUUCCAACAAUCGAGAGGAGUCGAUCCAACGGCGGAGGAGCCGCACGACAUCACAGAACUACCGGAAGAGUGUCUCCUGCGGUGGAGCCGCCGUCUCCGAGAUUGUCGACGUGCGGUUGCUGCUCUGCGUUUGGGAAGAAACCGCCGGGGAAGAAGAAUAAUAAUCCGAGGAAAAGGCCACCGAAGCGCAGAUCGAGGUAGGCAUGCAAAAUUAUAAAGAGAUAAAUAGUAAUACUGUCUUUGAUCUUCUUCUUUUUUUUUUUUUUGUAUUUCUCUGUGUGGCUCUCUGAUACAAUCUUUAACUCUCUUCUGGAUUUCCUCCGGUUAAGCUAUAUAGAUUGUGAUACUUAUGAUUUUUUCUGGGUGAUUUGUAAAUUAGCUAUCGAGAUAUAAUUUCUGUAUAAAUCAAACCGACUUUCCGACA
Messenger RNA from Brassica rapa (field mustard), 879 nucleotides. RefSeq lists its product as uncharacterized. The record is from RefSeq and is a predicted model, not a curated record. Lineage: Eukaryota; Viridiplantae; Streptophyta; Magnoliopsida; Brassicales; Brassicaceae.